AUGUUCGCCGGCACCUGCCUCGGCACCAUUUGCCUAGUGGUGUGUCUGGAGUUCCUGCGUCGCGUCGCGCGAGAGUACGAUGCUUUCCUCAUCCGGCGGGCCCGUCUGCGGUAUCAGUUUCUGGCGAAUCUUGAUCUCCCCUCCGAGGGCGAGAUGCACACAGCGCCGCCGUCGGCUUCGGCUUCGACUUCGACUUCUCGGUGUAAGGAUGCUGCUGCUGCCACAGUAGGAACAGCAGCAGCUACUCCAGCGGGCGCAGCACCACCACCCUACCGCCCAACCCUACCCGAGCAACUCGUCCGAGCAACCCUGCACAUGCUGCAGUUCGCCGUGGCGUACUUCGUGAUGUUGCUGGCGAUGUACUUCAACGGGUAUAUCAUCAUCUGUAUCAUCGUGGGGGCGUUUUUGGGGGCGUUGGUGUUUUCGUGGGAGGUGAUGGGGUCUGGGGAUGGGGUGGGGAACGAUGCUACGGCCGUGACGAAGUGCUGUGGUUAG
Messenger RNA from Aspergillus aculeatinus CBS 121060, 495 nucleotides. RefSeq names its product high-affinity Cu transporter CTR3. The record is from RefSeq and is a predicted model, not a curated record. Gene Ontology annotation, cellular component: membrane. The transcript is spliced from 2 exons. Gene Ontology annotation, biological process: copper ion transmembrane transport. Gene Ontology annotation, molecular function: copper ion transmembrane transporter activity. The coding region runs from base 1 to 495 and encodes 164 amino acids. Lineage: Eukaryota; Fungi; Ascomycota; Eurotiomycetes; Eurotiales; Aspergillaceae.